CUCACUUCACUAAUUGCGUUAUUCCUCAAAUGAACUUGGACGAGUACGAUGGUUUGCAUGUAAAUAUCGUAUAUUCCAUAGGGGUACGUGCGUGUUUCGCUCUGUAAAUGGAUACAUAAAAUACCGAAAAUCCAAAGUGGGGGCGCGAGAAACGUGCGGAGUGAGUCUGAUUUUCAUAAAUAUACCUAUAUAAAAUCUACAUGAAUCACUGAUGCUUUAUCCCGUCUAAGGAAAAUAACAAGGAAAAAACUUUUUACACCACCAGCAAAUAUUUGUGCGAGGCUACCGGCAAGAAGAUUUUUGUAUGCAUGACUGAAACGAUGGCAUUGAGUGGGAACUGUAGGACUUACCCGCCGACUAAGGAGCAAGAGUCUGCUCAGAAUUCUUUCCCCGACGUUUUGGAACUCAAUGUUGGGGGGCAGGUAUAUUAUACUCGCCAUGCCACCCUAAUUAGCAUCCCCAAUUCACUGCUGGGAAAAAUAUUUGCUACCAAGAAAGAUCCUACCAACGACCUAGCGCGGGACCCUAAGGGACGUUACUUUAUCGACAGAGAUGGGUUUUUAUUUCGGUACGUGUUGGACUACCUCCGAGACAAGCAGGUCGUCCUGCCUGAUCACUUCCCAGAGAAAGGGAGACUCAAGAGAGAGGCGGAAUACUUUCAGUUGCCGGAACUGGUCAAAAUCCUGACCCCCGACGACAUCAAACAAAGUCCGGACGACUAUUUCCACAGCGAUUUAGAGGACGCUUCCCAGGGCAGCGACCAGAGGACAUGUCCGCCGUCGUCUUUGGUUCCAGCCAACAGGAAGUACGGAUUCAUUACUGUCGGUUACAGGGGCUCGUGUACCAUGGGCAGAGAGAGCCAGACGGAUGCCAAGUUCAGACGGGUUCCGAGAAUUUUGAUCUGCGGGAGGAUUGCCUUAGCGAAAGAGGUCUUCGGAGAGACUCUGAACGAGAGCCGCGACCCGGACAGGCCGCCCGAGCGAUACACGUCACGGUUUUACCUCAAGUUCAAACACCUGGAGAGAGCCUUUGACAUGCUGUCAGAAUGUGGAUUCCAGAUGGUUGCCUGUAAUUCCUCGGUGACAGCGUCUUUUGUCAAUCAAUAUACUGAGGACAAGAUCUGGUCCAGUUACACAGAAUAUGUCUUCUAUCGUGGGCCGUCCCGUUGGUCGUCCCCCCACUGCGACUGCUGCUGCAAGAACCCCAAGGGCGACCGCGAGGGCGAGAGCGGCACCUCAUUCAACGAGCUCUCCACCUCAGAGAGCUCGGAGAGCCAGUCGGAGGCCAGCUCCCCGCAGGGGACGGUCAUCUGCGGCCCCGUCAGCCGGCAGGCCAACAUACAGACCCUGGACCGGCCGCCGAAGAAGGGCCCCGUGCAGUCGCUUCAACAGUCGGAGCUGCGCAGGAAGAGCGACCUGCUCCGCACGCUGACCGCCAGCUCCCGCGACACCAGCGGCGGCAAGAAGAAGCCCGCCAAGGAGAAGAUGACCAUCGAGGAGGAGCUGGAGAAAUGCAUACAGGACUUCCGCAGGAUCAAAAUCCCGGACCGCUUCCCUGAGAGGAAGUACAUGUGGCAGUCAGAACUCCUCAGAAAGUACCACCUCUGAAAAGAGACCGAGCUCUCCAUCAACAG
Megalops cyprinoides (Indo-Pacific tarpon) is the source of this 1633-nucleotide messenger RNA. Its product is annotated as BTB/POZ domain-containing protein KCTD16-like. NCBI's taxonomy places the organism in Eukaryota, Metazoa, Chordata, Actinopteri, Elopiformes, Megalopidae. Gene Ontology annotation, cellular component: presynaptic membrane; postsynaptic membrane. The transcript is spliced from 2 exons. Bases 309 to 1607 code for a protein of 432 amino acids. Gene Ontology annotation, biological process: protein homooligomerization; regulation of G protein-coupled receptor signaling pathway. Gene Ontology annotation, molecular function: protein binding. The record is from RefSeq and is a predicted model, not a curated record.